GAAGCUAUCUUAGUUCUGUUACGCUUGAGGAGUCAAUCUACAUCUCUCUAUCUUCAUUUACACACAUAUUGAGUGCUCUUCAUUAGAGUAUCUCCCACCACUCCUUUAGACUCAUCAAAAAUAUCUCAAUCUUCUCAAAACCUCUUCAUUUCUUACCAGAUAUGUGUAAUCCAAACAAAACCCGCGCAAUCACUGUCAGCGAUCGCUACUAUCUCAAUCUCUUAGCCUCUAAACCCUUCGAGCCAACCCCCAAAGACGAAACCCCGUCGCAUAUAUUCUCCGAGGCGAAAGCGUUGAUCAAGCUUUCGUUUCCUAUAGCCCUCACCGCGCUGAUACUCUAUGCUCGCUCGAUAAUAUCCAUGAUCUUUCUGGGCCAUCUUGGUGACACUGAGCUGGCCGCGGGCUCGCUGGCUAUGGCGUUCGCGAAUAUUACGGGCUAUUCGGUGCUCUCGGGCUUGGCGCUCGGCAUGGAGCCGAUAUGUACCCAGGCUUUCGGGGCUCAGCGGCCGAAAUUAUUGUCAUUGACGUUACAGCGAACGGUUUUAUUUCUGAUGGUUUUUUCAAUACCGAUAACAUAUUUGUGGAUCAAUAUUUCACAUGUGCUGAUAUUUCUGCACCAAGAGCCGAAUAUCACGGCCUUGGCGCGGACUUAUCUGAUUUUCGCGAUUCCGGAUUUGGUGACCAACUCGUUUAUUCAUCCGAUUCGGAUUUACCUUCGGGCUCAAGGCAUCACGCACCCGCUCACGCUGGCUUCAUUAGUGGGAACAGUUUUACAUUUGCCCAUAAAUAUUUUGCUCGUGUCACACUUCCGGCUCGGCGUGGCUGGCGUGGCGGCUGCAUCAGCCGCGUCCAACUUGGUGGUUCUCGUGACAGUGGUUUGUUACGUGUGGGCCUCGGGUAUCCACGUGCCAACUUGGGCUGCCCCGACCCGGGAAUGUCUAACCGGGUGGAUGCCACUCAUCCGACUAGCCGCGCCUAGUUGUGUGUCUGUUUGUCUCGAGUGGUGGUGGUAUGAGAUUAUGAUUGUUUUGUGUGGCCUUCUUGUGGACCCCAAGGCCACCGUGGCAUCGAUGGGGGUUUUGAUCCAAACGACGUCGUUGAUUUAUGUUUUUCCUUCGUCGCUCAGCUUCGCGGUCUCGACUCGGGUCGGUAACGAGCUCGGGGCGAACCGGCCGGAUAAGGCUCGGGUUUCGGCUUUGGUUUCGAUUUUUUUGGCAGGCUUGAUGGGCUUCUGUGCUAUGUCAUUUGCUGUACUAGUGAGAGAUGUAUGGGCUCAUAUGUUCACUAGUGAUGUUAAUAUUUUACAUUUGACAUCCACUGUUUUACCGAUUCUUGGCUUGUGUGAGCUCGGAAACUGUCCGCAAACCAUCGGUUGCGGAGUGGUGCGGGGCACGGCCCGUCCAUCCACCGCGGCUAAUGUCAAUCUCGGGGCGUUUUAUCUCGUGGGCAUGCCCGUCGCAAUUGGGCUCGGGUUCUGGUUCGAGUUGGGUUUCUCGGGGCUCUGGCUAGGCAUGCUUGCGGCCCAAUUUUGUUGUGCUGGGCUAAUGUUGUGUGUUGUGGGGUCCACGGACUGGGAGGACCAAGCUAGUAAAGCACAAGCUCUAACAUGUCCCCAAAGCAAAGAGACAAAGCUGCCUAGUGGAGAGGGGAAGGAGACAGUGAUAUGCAUAACUGUGACUUGAACAAAAACAGGGAACUAGUAGUAGAUCAGUUUAGGUUCCGAGAUGUAAUUUUUGAAAUGGUGAUUUUUCUCUAUUUUUUAUCCAACUUUUUCAUGUCAAAUAAAUAACUUUUUUGCUAGAAAUGCGGAAUUUUGUUCCAA
Messenger RNA from Daucus carota subsp. sativus, 1822 nucleotides. Its product is annotated as protein DETOXIFICATION 51. The record is from RefSeq and is a predicted model, not a curated record. NCBI's taxonomy places the organism in Eukaryota, Viridiplantae, Streptophyta, Magnoliopsida, Apiales, Apiaceae. Gene Ontology annotation, molecular function: antiporter activity; xenobiotic transmembrane transporter activity. Gene Ontology annotation, cellular component: membrane. The transcript has a single exon. Gene Ontology annotation, biological process: xenobiotic detoxification by transmembrane export across the plasma membrane. Bases 162 to 1682 code for a protein of 506 amino acids.